This is a messenger RNA of Cyphellophora europaea CBS 101466, 1524 nucleotides long. RefSeq lists its product as uncharacterized. The transcript has a single exon. Gene Ontology annotation, cellular component: membrane. The record is from RefSeq and is a predicted model, not a curated record. The coding region runs from base 1 to 1524 and encodes 507 amino acids. Gene Ontology annotation, molecular function: carbohydrate:proton symporter activity. Gene Ontology annotation, biological process: transmembrane transport; carbohydrate transport. Lineage: Eukaryota; Fungi; Ascomycota; Eurotiomycetes; Chaetothyriales; Cyphellophoraceae.
AUGACGUUCCUCGAGCUUCGGGGCAGAGCCCUUAUCUUUAUGAUCCUAAUUACAUCGGGACUUGACUUCCUGCUAUUUGGGUACGACCAAGGACUCUUUGGUGGUAUCUUGUCUGGCGAACGCUUUCAGGACACUUUGGGCAACCCCGAUUCGACUAUGACAGGCCUUGUUACUGCUAUCUACGAUAUCGGCUGUGCGUUGGGCGCCGUCGCUGCUUUCGUAUGGGGCGAGAGAAUCGGCCGAAAGAAGUCUAUCAUCGCGGCCAACGUUAUUGUCAUCGUGGGCGCAGCGGUCCAGACCGCCAGCUUUGAUUAUUGGCAGAUGUUUGUUUUCCGCAUUGUCGCCGGCGUUGGCGUCGGCCUCUCCACUGUCGCAGUCCCCAUCCUACAAUCCGAGACUCUUCCGGCUCACAACAGAGGAGCCUUGCUCGUUGUUCAGAGUGCGCUGAUCAUCAUCGGCGUUGCAAUCGCUUCUUGGCUCUGCUUUGCCACCUUGUACGCCGAGUCGAGCAUGCAGUGGAGAUUCCCGGUCGCCUGUCAAUGUCUUUUCGCGGGUUUGACAGUCAUCUGCUGUCUUUUUGUCCCCGAGACCCCCCGCUGGCUCGCCAAGCACGGACGGAAAGAGGAAGCCCGCCAUGUUAUCGCACGUCUCCUUGAUCGCCCUGAUGACGAUGAGGAGGUAUCUGGCCAGCUCACUGAGAUCCUGGAGAAUAUUGCCGCCGAAGUCAACGAGGAGGAGCCCACCUGGAAUGAAGUCUUCAGCAACGCAACCAAAGCGCGCAACUUGCAGCGCGUGCUCCUGGGCAUGGGUCCAUACAUGAUGAAUCAGUGGUCUGGUAUCAAUGCUCUGUGCUACUACUUGGCCUACAUUUUCCAGGAAUACCUUGGAUACAGCCAAUCGAUGGCCCUGAUUCUUGCAUCAGUGGCAUUCACGCAAUACGCUAUCUUCUCCUGGCCGCCAUAUUUCUAUAUUGACCGCAUCGGCCGCCGCUGGACUGUCAUGCUCAGCUCUGCCGGAUGUGCGGCUUGCAUGGCCAUUAUUGCUGGCUGCUUGUUGAAGACGGAGUACAAUAUGGCUGCCGCAGCAGUGGCGUUUAUGUUCCUUUACCUUGACUGCUUCACGCUCGGCAUUCUACCCGUCUCAUGGUCCUACAGUGCUGAAAUCCAGCCGCUGCGUGUGCGAAACAAGGCCACAGCCGUUGGUGUCUUCAGCCACUGGAUGUCCAACUUUGUUGUGGUCAUGGUCACGCCAAUUGGGCUCAGCAACAUCGGCGGCAACUACUUCUGGAUCUGGGCCAUCGUGUGCGCCAGCUUCAUCCCACUCACUUGGUUCUUCGGUGUCGAGACGUCCGGUCGCACACUGGAGCAGGUGGAUCAGAUGUUCCUCGAUGAGCCGCGUCUCUGCAUGGGCCUGAACCCGAACCACAUCAAGGUCAUUCACCAAAGUAAGGCGGAUGAGGAAUCGAGAUUCAGAAACAUCACGGAGAAGAGGGCUAGCAUCUCCGAGGUCGAGCAGAAAGAGUAG